AUUUUGCAAGUCCCUUUCAAAAGGGAAAGAAGGAAUGUCAAUUGCGAAUCCAUACUUCGUGAUACACAUCAUUAAUGCUCAGCACCACGACCGCGGCUUCCACCCAGACCAACCGCCUGAACACCAUGGGAUUCCCUGAGCAACCAUACCCCCUACCAGCAGGAAUGCACGCCAUGCCUCCCCAUUUGCUUGACAUCCGCGACGAUGCACAGAUCGACCACGACAUCGUGCACGCGGAGCCCGUGACCGACGAGAAGAAUAUCUGGUUUUUCUGGACAAGCGGCUACGCAAACAUGCAUCCAUACACGCAGCGCAAUGUGCGCGCAUGGCAGCGCCGCUUCUCCAAGCGGGGCUGGACAACUCGCGUGCUCGACUGCGAUACCAUACGUGAUUACCUUGAUAUCACCGACCCGGCCCUCUUCCCGCGCGCCUUUGCCGACGGAACCAUCAGCGGCACAUACGCACCGCAGCAUACAUCCGACCUUGUUCGUUUCCCGCUCCUCCUGCGGUAUGGCGGCGUCUAUGCCGACGUUGGUCUCAUUCAGAUUGGAGACCUGGAUCGUCUCUGGAAUGAAACGAUCGCCGACCCCGAGGCUCCGUUCGAGGUCCUCUCGUACUUCACAGGCAUACCCGACGAACGCACUCUGACGAACUACUUCCUCGCGGCACGCAAGAACAACCCACUCUUCUUGCGGUGCCAUAAACUGUUGCUGAAGUUGUGGGAAGGCCAGACAUGCACUGACGGCAUGCAUGCGAGUCCGUUGUUGAAGGGGGUGCCAUUGAUGGGGGGCUCGUUCAAGAUAGAAGAGGACGGCCAUAUCAUCAAUGAGGAAGAGGCCAGCAAGCUUCUGACGGAUUACAUCAUUCAAGGACAGGUGAUGUCGAUGGUCAUGGGGCUUGUGGAUGAGGAGGAUGGUUGGAAUGGGCCCGAGUAUAUCCGCGAUCACCUGUACGGAAUCGAGUUCAUGGAAGGGUCACAGCUGAUCAACGAGUUCACUCAGUGGGAUGGACGCCAGGCGUUCGAAUUGAUGUCGCUUUCUGUGCCAAAAGCGGGCGAGGCGGAGACUGAUGAGCAGAAACGGGCGCGAGAGGUCGUCGAGGGUUGUCUGGCGAAGAGUUUUGGGUUUAAGCUUGCCCACGGGCUGAUCCUGAGGGUGUACAAGGAGACACUUGGAUCGCUGUGGAGGAAGUAUGAUGGAUCGGAUAACGUUGUUGGAACAUAUGCGCAUAUGCUUCGCCAUGGCACUGUGUACUGGAAUCAGGAUGCUCUUCCCCGGACGUUGAAGUUCCCGAAUCUUGAGCCGAUCAAGAGAGGUCCAUUGCUGAGGGAAGAGUAGUUCACUGUGGCUGGAAAAUAGUUAAUUCACUGU
Aspergillus saccharolyticus JOP 1030-1 is the source of this 1370-nucleotide messenger RNA. Its product is annotated as glycosyltransferase. NCBI's taxonomy places the organism in Eukaryota, Fungi, Ascomycota, Eurotiomycetes, Eurotiales, Aspergillaceae. The coding region runs from base 75 to 1337 and encodes 420 amino acids. Gene Ontology annotation, molecular function: glycosyltransferase activity. The record is from RefSeq and is a predicted model, not a curated record. The transcript has a single exon.